AUGGGCAACCGGUUAGCUUGUUGUCGCCAAAAAUGGAUAGAACUCGAUGACGAAGGUGUAGAAGACUGCAAGAACCACUCAUUAUCUCUAGUGUUUGGCCACCAGAAUAACGGGGCUGAUUUUUCCGAAGAGACCAAUGAAUUCAAAAUCUCAAAUCAGGAGCCCUGGGUCAGUAGUGCAUGUAUUAGUGUACCUGCGAAACCUGUCGUUGUAUAUAAUGCAACACAACAUAUAAGUGAACGGGAACCAGAAGACGUUCAGUUUGACCCUUCUCUUAAUGCCUCACAGCAUACACUGUUUCUUUCCGGCAUUACACCUAGAUCUCAAGGCUUUUAUAGGGACCUUACGCCUAAGUCUAGGAAAGAGGUUCCUACAACCUGUUCUCUUAAACGAUGGAGUUCUUGCAGUACUGUCUAUGUUGGAGAUGGCUAUUUGGCUCGUCCUGAUGUAAAUGACAUACUAUCUAGCGUGUCCGUGGCGAUUCAACUUCUUAUUUGCAGUGAUCUGAACAAACAUUUUUCAAAUAUGUUACAGAAACCUACUGUAACUGCAUAUUCUGAUUCACUACAAGAUAUUUAUGAAGAGGUGUAUAAAAACUUCGAUGAACGAGUUUACCCUAUCGAGAAUCUUGUGUGUGAUGUAGACGCAAACACCAGUGUUAUGGAUGAUUGGGAAUCUUCCGCAGCCUAUCAUAUCCAACAGUUUUUGCAUCGUCUUUUCAGCUCAGCUUUGUUAGGACCCGAAUGUGCUAUUGUAGCCCUUAUAUUUCUUGAACGACUUAUACUUGGAGCCGAAGUGGCUAUGAUUUCUUGGACAUGGCGUCGUCAACUUUUAGCUUGCGUUCUUAUUGCCAGUAAAGUGUUAGAUGAUCAAGCUGUAUGGAAUAUUGAUUAUUGCCAAAUUCUCCGGAAUGUUAAUGUUGAGGAUUUGAAUGCUUUAGAACGACACACGUUAAGAUUGUUACAGUUCAAUAUCAAUGUACCAUUUGGAGUGUAUGCCAAGUACUAUUUUGACUUGUUAACCGUUGGUGAAAGUGCUGGAGUUGCAAAUCAAGCUAUUAAACGCAAACGCCUAACACCCGAAAGAGCACGAAAUUUUCGGAUUUUACCCACUAAUUUAGAAAUGUGUACACUAGACAAAGCGUUAUUCGAUAGAGGAUAUCUUUUUGAUUUACCCUCUUUCUUAAAAUCAGAAGCAUUAUGUAAUAAAAAGGAAAAACGAAAAGAUCUAAAAGUUCAAAAAUCGAAAGAAGUUAAAAGUCACAAAGAUGGCAAUCAUCAUAAAAAGUUCAUCAAAACUCCUUUCUUAAGUCGAAACCAGGCAGCUGACUAUGGAAUUAAAUUGUGUAAUCCAAAGCUGGAUCUUAUGUCUGAUCAUGUAUCAAUCCCUGCUAAUAAGAAUCAUCAGUCUUCCAACAGUGUAACUAUAAAUGAGUCGUUAGUCCCAAUCCAGCUGGAUGAAGAAACUGAUUUUGUGAAUUCCACUCCUCCCAAUUUAUCAAAAGUUAAAGAUUUUACUUGUCGACCGAAACAGUCAAAAACAAAGCACUCUUACACAAAUCAAGAAUUUUCUAACCACUUUCAUCCAUUAUUAUUAUCCAAUUAUCAAAGGAAAACAGUUCCUUCCAAGAAGUAUUUGACCAAUCCCUCUCGCAAGCCAUCCGAAACUUCAACUUGUAUCCGGGACUUCAAUCCACCUUGUUCUUUAGAUGAAACAGUAGAUGUAAAUUCCAAUGUAACUGAUUCUCGUAUAGGAACAGAGUUUAUACGAUCUCUUAUGGGUGGUGACUUUGUGAGUUGCGUUGGUUGUCCCCGCGAUUACCGUUUUUCACUGAAAAUGAGUGAAUUAGAUCAGCUACGGCAAGAAAGUGAACAACUCAAAAAUAUGAUUAGAGAGGCUCGCAAAGCUGCAGCUGAUACUACGCUACUUCAGGCAUCUAGCAAUGUGGAGCCUGUAGGACGAAUUCAGUUACGUACUCGUCGUACUUUACGGGGCCAUUUAGCUAAAAUUUAUGCUAUGCAUUGGAGUACUGAUUCACGCAAUCUUGUAUCUGCUUCACAAGAUGGCAAACUUAUUGUAUGGGAUGGGUAUACUACCAAUAAGGUUCAUGCUAUUCCACUAAGAAGUAGUUGGGUUAUGACCUGUGCCUAUGCACCUUCCGGUAACUAUGUUGCAUGCGGUGGUUUGGACAAUAUUUGUUCCAUUUACAAUCUCAAAACACGUGAAGGAAAUGUACGUGUUAGCCGUGAGCUUCCUGGACACACAGGGUACCUAUCAUGUUGUCGCUUUCUCGAUGACAGUCAAAUUGUGACAAGUUCUGGUGAUGUAACUUGUGGACUUUGGGAUAUUGAAACUGGUCAACAAGUUGCUACUUUCACAGGUCAUACAGGCGAUGUAAUGAGCCUUAGUUUAGCACCUGAUCUGCGGACAUUUGUAUCAGGUGCUUGUGAUGCAUCUGCAAAACUUUGGGAUAUACGUGACGGUCAGUGUAAACAAACAUUCACUGGACAUGAAUCGGAUAUCAAUGCUAUUAUAUUCUUUCCGAGUGGUUUGGCUUUUGCAACUGGUAGCGAUGAUGCAACCUGUCGAUUCUUUGAUAUUAGAGCUGAUCAAGAAAUUGGAAUGUUUAGUCAUGAUAAUAUUAUUUGUGGAAUAACAAGUGUGGCUUUCAGUAAAAGUGGACGAUUACUGCUUGGUGGAUAUGAUGAUUUUAAUUGCAAUAUAUGGGAUACACUUAAACAAGAACGUGCUGGUAUCUUAGCUGGACAUGAUAACCGUGUUAGUUGUUUAGGUGUGUCCGAGGAUGGUAUGGCAGUUUGCACAGGAUCAUGGGAUAGUUUCUUACGAAUAUGGAACUGA
Schistosoma turkestanicum is the source of this 2859-nucleotide messenger RNA. NCBI's taxonomy places the organism in Eukaryota, Metazoa, Platyhelminthes, Trematoda, Strigeidida, Schistosomatidae. The record is from the annotation of a GenBank genome assembly.